This is a messenger RNA of Hyaloscypha bicolor E, 820 nucleotides long. RefSeq lists its product as uncharacterized. The transcript is spliced from 2 exons. Bases 29 to 667 code for a protein of 212 amino acids. The record is from RefSeq and is a predicted model, not a curated record. NCBI's taxonomy places the organism in Eukaryota, Fungi, Ascomycota, Leotiomycetes, Helotiales, Hyaloscyphaceae. Gene Ontology annotation, molecular function: S-adenosylmethionine-dependent methyltransferase activity.
AACACAGACAAUUCCUAUCUCCUUCCCAAUGACACCAAGAGCAGACCCGACUCAACAAAUAACAUUCUGCUCUCAAGUCCCUGCUCGGAAACCGCAUCAUCCGGCCCAAAUUCGGAGCCUCUCCCUCAUUCUCGAUGUCUGCCGCGGAACAGAGCCAGUAGACCGAGAGCUAGGUACACUCUACCCCUCAGCUCAGUCUAUCUACUGCAUAGAUCUCUCUCCCGCCCCCGCCUCGUCGAACGACGCAUCGCUCCCAAAUGUUUUCAUCUGCGGCGAUGCCCGCAGACUCAUGGGCACUGAUCCCCGCUUGCCCUUUGGAACCGCGGACUUUGUGUUUAAUCGUCUCCUGCUAUGCGGCAUGACAGACUGGCCUGGCUAUGUGCGUGAUGGGUUCAAGAUGGUGAAGUCGGGAGGUUGGGUCGAGAUGCAGGAUUUCGAGGAGAUGUUUUAUUUUCGUGGAAUGAGGCUGGAGGAUGAGGAUGAGUGGUGUUGGUUGAAGGAGUUCAGGAGAGGCGCGAAGGCAAAGGGCAUGGAUCUUGAUUGUGGGAAGAAUACGAUGCAGUAUCUGCUUGAUGCGGGCUUUGUGGAUGCCGAGCGAAGGAGUUCGAGGUUCCUUAUUGGAGGGAUGCAGAUAGGCCAGAGACGAGGGAGGUAUCAGAGUUGGUGAUUGGGACCCUGAUGGUUAUUUCUGGUAUGCAAUCCGAGGAUGGUGAAGGGAUUGGGGUUCAAAGAUGAGAGGGCCAACGAGAUGCAGAAUGCAAUGAAGAGGUGUGUAGCUGCCGAGGAAGGGAAGUACCAAAUUUUCUGGUCCACGAUUGGG